UUCCGCUUUUCCCGCCAGCGCGCCGGCCCAGCCCCACUCCCACGCGCCCCCCAGCGUCCGAGCGCCCGACAGCCGGGAGAAAAGGCACAGGUUGCUGUCGGAAGUCCCCCUUUGGCUCCCUUUCCGUUCUGCCUAACAACUUCCGCUUUGGGCCGUCAACAUGGACGCUGCGGCAGCCUGGCGGAGCUGACUCUGAUCGGUUGCGGGGGCGCAGCUUCUCUGCGGCGCCCGCCCCGCUUCCCCGCCCUCCCCCUCCCCCCCGCCCCUUGCUCCAGUCCCUGGAGCCGGCGGGCUUGUCGCUACAUGGGGGCGGGCCUCCGCGGCCGGCGCACGGCUUCCUGUUCAGAGGCGGCCUGGCGGUAGUAGGCGGCGGUGGCGGCGACUCCGCCCGCGCCUACUUCGGCGCGGUGAUCGAGCGCCCGGGAGGGAGGCUUGAGGGCCGCAUCUUGUGCCGCUGCGCCAAGCCCGGCCCUGCGCCGCCAUGGCCCCAGUGCAGCUGGAGAACCACCAGCUAGUCCCGACCGGAGGCGGCGGCGGGGGCAGCGGCGGCCCGGCGUCAGCCCCGGCGCCUCCUCCUCCGGGAGCCGCCGUGGCGGCGGCCGCUGCGGCGGCGGCUAGCCCUGGCUACCGGCUAAGCACCCUCAUCGAAUUUCUGCUGCACCGGGCCUACUCGGAGCUCAUGGUGUUGACUGACCUACUGCCAAGGAAAUCUGAUGUGGAAAGGAAAAUAGAAAUAGUGCAGUUUGCUAGCCGGACACGCCAACUCUUUGUUCGAUUAUUAGCUUUAGUAAAAUGGGCUAAUAAUGCCGGCAAAGUGGAAAAAUGUGCGAUGAUCUCGAGCUUCUUAGAUCAGCAAGCCAUCCUGUUUGUGGAUACUGCUGAUCGCCUGGCCUCAUUAGCUAGAGAUGCUCUGGUCCAUGCACGCCUGCCUAGUUUUGCCAUCCCAUAUGCUAUUGAUGUACUGACUACUGGGUCUUACCCACGGCUGCCAACCUGCAUUAGGGAUAAAAUUAUUCCUCCAGACCCAAUUACCAAAAUUGAGAAACAAGCUACACUUCACCAGCUGAACCAGAUUCUUAGACAUCGGCUUGUAACCACAGAUCUUCCUCCUCAGUUAGCAAAUCUUACAGUCGCAAAUGGCCGAGUGAAGUUUCGAGUUGAAGGAGAAUUUGAAGCCACCUUGACUGUGAUGGGAGAUGACCCUGAUGUUCCCUGGCGUCUUCUCAAGCUAGAAAUUCUAGUUGAGGAUAAGGAAACAGGAGAUGGACGAGCCUUGGUUCAUAGUAUGCAGAUCAACUUUAUCCAUCAGCUGGUACAGUCUAGGCUCUUUGCUGAUGAGAAACCUCUUCAGGACAUGUACAGCUGCCUGCAUUCUUUCUGCUUAUCACUUCAGUUAGAAGUGCUACAUUCCCAAACUCUAAUGUUAAUCCGAGAGCGGUGGGGAGACCUCGUACAGGUGGAAAGGUAUCAUGCAGGAAAGUGCCUCUCCCUCUCAGUUUGGAAUCAACAGGUUCUUGGGAGAAAAACAGGGACAGCAUCUGUUCACAAAGUUACCAUUAAAAUUGAUGAGAAUGAUGUCUCCAAGCCUUUACAGAUUUUUCAUGAUCCUCCUUUGCCAGCUUCUGAUUCCAAAUUAGUAGAAAGAGCCAUGAAGAUCGAUCAUUUAUCCAUAGAAAAACUCCUGAUUGACAGUGUCCAUGCACGAGCUCAUCAGAAGCUCCAGGAACUGAAGGCCAUUCUUAGAGGCUUCAAUGCCAAUGAAAAUUCUUCCAUAGAGACUGCACUUCCAGCUCUUGUUGUUCCCAUCUUGGAGCCCUGUGGUAAUUCGGAGUGUCUACACAUUUUUGUAGAUUUGCAUUCUGGAAUGUUCCAGGUGAUGCUUUAUGGACUUGACCAGGCCACACUGGAUGACAUGGAGAAGUCUGUGAAUGAUGAUAUGAAACGGAUCAUUCCUUGGAUUCAGCAACUUAAGUUUUGGCUUGGACAACAGCGUUGCAAACAAUCUAUAAAACACUUGCCUACAAUAAGCAGUGAAACAUUGCAGCUGUCCAAUUAUUCAACCCAUCCUAUUGGAAACCUUUCUAAGAAUAAGCUGUUCAUUAAACUUACCCGUCUUCCACAGUACUACAUUGUUGUGGAGAUGUUGGAGGUUCCCAAUAAACCCACACAGCUGUCAUACAAGUACUACUUCAUGUCUGUGAAUGCUGCAGAUCGUGAAGACAGCCCUGUCAUGGCCCUCCUGCUGCAGCAGUUCAAGGAAAACAUCCAGGAAUUAGUUUAUCGUACAAAAAAUGGGAAACAGCCUAGAAGCAGUACCAAGCGCAAGUUGUCUGAUGAUCUGUGUCCAGUAGAACCCAAGAAAACCAAACGAUCAGGAGAAAUGUGUGCCUUCAAUAAAGUUCUAGCUCACUUUGUCGCUAUGUGUGAUACAAAUAUGCCAUUUGUAGGACUUCGGUUGGAGCUGUCCAAUCUGGAGAUUCCACAUCAAGGAGUGCAAAUGGAAGGUGAUGGCUUCAGUCACGCGAUUCGCUUAUUGAAAAUUCCUCCCUGUAAGGGUGUAAAUGAGGAAACCCAAAAGGCUCUGGACCGCUCUCUUCUCGACUGCACUUUCCGAUUACAAGGUAGAAAUAACCGCACCUGGGUGGCAGAGUUAGUGUUUGCAAAUUGUCCACUUAAUGGCACUUCUACCAGGGAGCAAGGACCAUCCCGGCAUGUUUAUCUGACAUAUGAAAACCUGUUGUCUGAACCUGUUGGUGGUAGAAAAGUGGUUGAAAUGUUCCUUAAUGACUGGAAUAGCAUUGCACGAUUAUAUGAGUGUGUGUUGGAAUUUGCACGUUCUCUACCAGACAUACCCACUCAUCUAAACAUUUUCUCAGAAGUUCGUGUUUAUAAUUACCGAAAACUUAUCUUGUGUUAUGGAACCACCAAAGGAAGUUCAAUUAGUAUCCAGUGGAAUUCCAUACAUCAGAAAUUUCACAUUUCUUUGGGAACUGUUGGUCCAAACUCAGGAUGCAGUAACUGUCACAAUACCAUUCUCCAUCAGCUUCAAGAAAUGUUCAACAAAACACCAAAUGUGGUUCAGUUAUUACAGGUACUGUUUGAUACUCAGGCUCCAUUGAAUGCCAUCAACAAACUGCCCACUGUGCCGAUGUUGGGCUUGACCCAGAGAACCAACACUGCCUACCAGUGCUUCUCCAUCCUGCCGCAGUCGUCCACCCACAUCAGACUGGCCUUCAGGAACAUGUAUUGCAUUGAUAUAUACUGCCGGAGUCGAGGCGUUGUGGCAAUACGCGAUGGGGCCUAUAGUCUUUUUGAUAAUAGCAAGUUAGUUGAAGGUUUUUAUCCUGCACCAGGGCUCAAGACAUUCCUGAAUAUGUUUGUUGACAGCAAUCAGGAUGCUCGAAGAAGGUCUGUAAAUGAGGACGAUAAUCCCCCUUCUCCCAUUGGAGGAGAUAUGAUGGAUUCUUUAAUCUCACAACUCCAGCCACCACCCCAGCAACAGCCAUUUCCAAAGCAGCCAGGAUCAUCAGGCGCUUAUCCUCUAACUUCGCCCCCUACAUCUUAUCACAGCACAGUUAACCAGUCUCCCUCUAUGAUGCACACACAGUCUCCAGGAAAUCUGCAUGCCGCCAGCUCCCCCAGUGGGGCUUUGAGAGCCCCAUCACCAGCAUCAUUUGUUCCAACUCCUCCCCCUUCCUCGCAUGGAAUCUCAAUAGGACCAGGGGCCAGUUUUGCUAGUCCACAUGGAACCCUGGACCCUAGUUCUCCAUACACUAUGGUGUCACCAAGUGGACGAGCAGGGAACUGGCCAGGGUCUCCUCAAGUGUCUGGCCCCUCACCAGCAACACGCAUGCCUGGGAUGUCACCAGCCAACCCAUCACUACAUUCUCCAGUUCCAGAUGCUUCUCAUUCCCCUCGAGCUGGAACAAGUUCCCAAACGAUGCCCACAAACAUGCCUCCACCUCGUAAACUACCUCAGCGCUCCUGGGCGGCCUCCAUCCCUACCAUCCUCACUCACAGUGCCUUGAAUAUUUUACUGCUGCCCUCUCCAACGCCAGGCCUCGUGCCCGGCCUAGCAGGUAGUUACCUUUGUUCUCCGCUUGAGAGAUUCCUUGGAUCCGUCAUCAUGAGACGACACCUUCAAAGAAUUAUUCAACAAGAAACGCUACAGCUGAUAAAUUCCAAUGAACCCGGAGUGAUCAUGUUUAAGACUGAUGCGCUGAAAUGCAGAGUAGCCCUUAGUCCCAAAACCAACCAAACACUUCAGCUAAAAGUGACACCCGAAAAUGCAGGACAGUGGAAACCUGAUGAACUUCAAGUUUUAGAGAAAUUCUUUGAAACAAGAGUUGCAGGACCGCCAUUUAAAGCCAAUACAUUAAUAGCUUUCACCAAGCUGUUAGGAGCUCCUACACACAUCCUCAGGGACUGUGUGCAUAUUAUGAAGCUAGAGUUGUUUCCUGACCAGGCAACACAGCUAAAAUGGAACGUUCAGUUUUGCCUGACGAUCCCUCCCAGUGCACCGCCAAUUGCACCUCCUGGGACACCUGCUGUGGUGCUGAAAUCCAAAAUGCUAUUUUUUCUUCAGCUAACUCAGAAAACAUCGGUCCCUCCCCAAGAACCUGUUAGUAUUAUAGUUCCAAUCAUUUAUGACAUGGCUUCAGGUACCACCCAGCAGGCAGACAUUCCCAGACAGCAGAACUCUUCUGUUGCUGCUCCCAUGAUGGUCAGCAACAUUCUGAAGAGGUUUGCAGAGAUGAACCCACCACGACAAGGUGAAUGCACAAUAUUUGCAGCUGUUCGUGAUUUAAUGGCUAAUCUUACACUGCCCCCUGGUGGGCGUCCAUAGACACUAUUGUUUUUAAACCAGGAAAGCUGACAAAAGAGACAAAAACAACAAAAAAAAAAAUCUGAAUUCAGCCUUCAGUUUAAAAAAGCAAAAGGACUUUUUUGACUUUAAGAGCUGAAUAUUCUAAAGUGGCAAAAAUUUUCAGGGUGCACUUCUUUCAUCAAAAAGACCAUCAAUCUUUUGUAUAGUGAACUUGUAUAGUGUGUUUAAAUGGGACACAUUUCAAACUAGGUAAUACAUCAGUGUCCGUUUGCCAGUAAUAGAUUUAAUAUUCUGUUUUAUACUAUAAAGUUAUGGAAAUGCCAAACUUGUUUAUUUAAUUGUUUUCUUAUGUUUUGGGUGUAAUAGUCCUUUUUUGGUUUUUGUUUUGUUUUUUAAGGCAGGCCUGUCAUUUUUGAAUACUGUAAAACUGUGAUAAACUUUAUAUUGAAGCUGUAUUUUAAUAUGACCGCUUUGAAUCCUUACAUGAAAAUGUUCUGGGAGUUGUUAUAAACACACCCCAAAGAAGCAAUAUUUAAUAAAACUAGGUUAAAAAAAGUGA
Molecule: messenger RNA, 5387 nt
Organism: Eubalaena glacialis (North Atlantic right whale)
Lineage: Eukaryota; Metazoa; Chordata; Mammalia; Artiodactyla; Balaenidae
Gene: MED14
Product: mediator complex subunit 14
Exons: 31
Coding region: 482-4846 (1454 amino acids)
Biological process (GO): regulation of transcription by RNA polymerase II
Cellular component (GO): mediator complex; core mediator complex
Molecular function (GO): transcription coregulator activity
Source: RefSeq, a predicted model, not a curated record